This is a messenger RNA of Oncorhynchus gorbuscha (pink salmon), 817 nucleotides long. RefSeq names its product protein (peptidylprolyl cis/trans isomerase) NIMA-interacting, 4 (parvulin) (gene pin4). Gene Ontology annotation, biological process: rRNA processing. The transcript has 4 exons. NCBI's taxonomy places the organism in Eukaryota, Metazoa, Chordata, Actinopteri, Salmoniformes, Salmonidae. The coding region runs from base 98 to 550 and encodes 150 amino acids. The record is from RefSeq and is a predicted model, not a curated record. Gene Ontology annotation, molecular function: DNA binding; peptidyl-prolyl cis-trans isomerase activity.
CCCACCGAAGAAGACAAGCUUGCCUUGUGGUAGCUGGCUAUCUGGAAGAUUUCUUUCCUGUUGUCCAAUUCAUUUUCAUUUAAGGGUAUUUUCAAGAAUGCCACCUAAGGGGAAAGGUGGCAAGGAGGCAGGGAAAGGUGGCAAGGAGGCAGGGAAAGGUGGCAAGGAGGCAGGGAAAGGUGGCAAGGGAGGGAAAGGUGGAGCUGCUGCGGGGGGUGGUGACAAAGACAAAAAGGAAGAGAAGACGAUUAAAGGAGGCACUUCUGUUAAGGUCAGACAUAUCCUGUGUGAAAAACAUGGUAAAUGUAUGGAGGCGAUGGAGAAACUGAAGGCUGGGGUUCGCUUCAGUGAAGUGGCCUCACAGUACAGUGAAGACAAAGCCAGACAAGGGGGUGAUCUGGGCUGGAUGAUAAGAGGUUCUAUGACCGGACCCUUCCAGGACGCUGCCUUCGCCCUACCCAACAGCACCAUGGACAAACCCAUUUACACAGACCCCCCCGUCAAGACCAAGUUUGGCUACCACAUCAUCAUGGUGGAAGGGAAGAAAUGACCCGAAGGAAAUAUCCACUACUCUUCACGUUGACAUUGGGACACUCUGCUUUCUCUCUGAGGAGAUGGCACAAUCAAUUUAUUUUAUUUUAUUUUUUUCUUGUAUAAUGUUUUUCAUGUCCUGGUAAUGGCACAACAAAAGCUCAAAAUGAAAUGCUCUGUAAAGAGACAUAGGCUAUUAAGAUGUAUGUACUCCUGUCUGUAGCUAAUAAAAAAGUGGUGUAAUUUUUUACACUGGUGGUCAAUUAAACAAACAUUGUCAAAUGUA